Naegleria gruberi is the source of this 1567-nucleotide messenger RNA. RefSeq lists its product as uncharacterized. Gene Ontology annotation, molecular function: ATP binding; protein kinase activity. Gene Ontology annotation, biological process: protein phosphorylation. The transcript has a single exon. NCBI's taxonomy places the organism in Eukaryota, Heterolobosea, Eutetramitea, Acrasida, Naegleriidae. The record is from RefSeq and is a predicted model, not a curated record. The coding region runs from base 1 to 1542 and encodes 513 amino acids.
AUGGACGAUGCUCCUCAAUCAAAACCAGCAUUGGAAUUACCAAGACUCGAUUUUGAUACUCCUAAACCACCAGCUUCCCCAACGGACAUGAUAAGAAGAUCAAGGGAGAUGGCUCUCAAAGAGGAUAUGGAUCUUUUUCAUCAUGGCCAAAAGAAUUACAUGGAUGAUGACGACGACAUGGCUAUGAUUAACUCUAUUGAGGAACAAAAUACAUUCAUGACUGACAGUAUUGACCAGAAUGGAACUAUUGAUUGGAAGAAGGAAGCAGGUAUGAUGAAACAACGUCAAAGAAGAAAUAGUGUCGAUAUGCCUGUAGUUGAAGAAGAAGAAGAUAUGGUCUUAAUGAAUGAAGAUGAAGAAAAGAAUCCUUCAGAGGAGGUUAUUGCAGAGCAACUUACCUUUAUGGAGGAAGAGACACCAACCAAUACAGACAAACAAAAGUUCCAAUUCAACCAAUUAUUGCAACACCUUAAUUCUGAAGUAGAAUAUAGUGACAAGACUAAAAAGAAGAAGAAAAAGAAGCACAAGAACAAGGACCACGAUAGAAUUCAAUCACCAAGGGUAAGAGAAAACAGAGAAGAAUCAGAUGUCAUUGAAGAGGAUCCAAGUAUGACUAUCACGACAGAUCAACAACUAUCACUCCAACCAAAUGACGGCGCUAAGGUUAUCAUUGAAUUGGAUGAACUCUUAGGUAUAGGAGCUCACGGUAAAGUUUACAAGGGAUUCAUUCCAAAUUAUAUUACAAAUACUAAGGAUCCAGUUGCUAUCAAAAAGUUGAGUGUCAAGGCAGGAAGAUUCUCCAAAAAGUUCAUCAAGUUAGAAGUGGACAUUCUCAAACAAUUAUAUCACCCAUAUCUUGUACAAUAUCUAGGUUGUAAAUAUAGCUCCAAACUUAAAGAGUACAGCAUUGUGCUCGAGUAUGUCGACGGAGGAACACUUGAACAUUUUAUCAAAACUUCUGGCCCAAUGGAUGAAAGGACGGUCAGUGUUGUUGUUUCUCAGGUACUUAUGGGUCUUGAAUACUUACACUCAAAGAGAAUUAUUCACAGAGACUUGAAACCAGCCAAUAUUUUGAUUAGUGGUAAGGGUGUUGUAAAGAUUACAGAUUUUGGUGUCAGUGCCCAAUUAUUGAAUAUUGAAGCUAUUAGAACUAGUUGUGUUGGUACACCUCACUAUUCUGCUCCUGAAGUUAUCAUGGUCAAACCGUAUAGUUUCACUGCAGAUAUCUGGUCUCUGGGCUGUGUUGUUUUCGAAUUACUAUUUGGAAAGAGACCAUACGAUGAAUUCAAUCAAGUUGCUGCCAUGUAUCACAUGGUCAAAGACGACAAACCACCAAUGCCAACUCCAAACAAUUUGAGUCCAGUCUGUUUAGAUUUUAUUGAUAAGUGUUGGACCAAGGAUUGGAAGAAGAGACCUACCGCAAGAGAAUUGCAAACCCAUCCCUUUGUAAACAACAAUGAACAUGUUAUUCAAAAGUUUGUGAAGAACAUGAGACAGUCCCUUAUAAUGCCUAAUAACCUCCUUUCUCAACAAACUAAUUAAAUAAAUUAUUGCCAGAGUUAAAUUG